Molecule: messenger RNA, 1018 nt
Organism: Aplosporella prunicola CBS 121167
Lineage: Eukaryota; Fungi; Ascomycota; Dothideomycetes; Botryosphaeriales; Aplosporellaceae
Exons: 1
Coding region: 229-825 (198 amino acids)
Source: RefSeq, a predicted model, not a curated record
CUUUUUCUGGGAUUUUUCUUCGACCACGCACGCGUGGCCCGACGACAUGUUAUAUAGUUGCGGACGGAAGAAGUGAUUUCUUCUCUUAUCCUUGAGCUUUUUUGCCUAUUUUCUAGCUGGUUUGCUUUCAAGCGCUUUCUAGUUUUUGGUUCUUAUAAGCGACAGCGGUUAUAUGGGUUUGGGAAUGAAAGACUGGCUGGCGGCUAGGACUGGACUGGACUGGACUGGAUGGUACAGGACACAGGCGCACAUCGUUAUCGGUCUCGAGUAAUCUCGCAUUUAAAACGGCCGCUUUCCCUUUGCACGUUUAUUUUUUUCUAUUUGGUUUUGCCUUUAGUCGCCUCGGCGGCAUAUUUUGUGGAUGGUAUGGAGGCGCUUCGGGACUUGACUUUUUUUUUUUUUUCCUUACUUUUUUAUAUCUUUUCGUUUCUUCUUUCUUUCGUCUCUUACCACUUCAUCUGGCGCUGCUGUUUCCUUCAUCGCUAUCGUUGGGGGUUUGCGUUUUUCUGGAGGUAUUCGCUGGAUCGUCGUCGUCGUCGUCUCUUUCCCUUGUGUGUGUGUUUGGAAUGGCAGGCCUCGCGCCACGUUGCGUCGUCGAGUCUGGUGGCGUUUCUGGUGCCGGUGCUGGUUUCCUUCGGUUUUUCAUGCAUGGGCUCGCUGCCCUGUUUCGCUCCUCUCCUCCUCUCUUCCUCUCCUCCUACUCCUCGUCCUCUCUUCGCCAGAUUUUUUUUUUUUUUUUUUUUUACACCGUUGCGUUUGUCUCCCUUUUUGUUCGUUUGUUUGCCUCCUGCUCGGUCGGCCUCGUGUUAUACCCCUUGGUCCUGAUUCUUACUCGUUUUAUUGGGUUUCUAUGCGUCUGCGAGUGCGCUCCGUUUUGCUGAUUGCGGUUGCUGCUGCUGCUAUGCGUGUGUGGUGCGUUGCGUGCGUUGUGUGCGUUGCGUGCGUGCGGUGCAGUCCGUACUUUUGUUGGUGCCUCUUGCUGGGCGCCCAGGGGCCUCAGGCGGUCCGGAUGGGUCGG